AUGCCCCGCCACAGUGAUGUGGAUGUCGCGGCGGCGUUUGUGGAAUUUCGAAAUGGCAAGUAUUCCAUAACGCAGUAUUUUUUCAACGAGCAGCGCUGCGUUUCGGUCCAGUGUCUGUUCUGCAACCAGAUCCGGGCUAAGAACACUACUCGCCAGAAGCAGCAUCUGUUGACCUGCGCUCCCUACCUCCAAGCACAUCCCGACGUCGCCCUUCAAGCCUCUGCGGCCGCAGCCCAGGCCACCGCCGCUCCUCCUCCCUCGGCCCCGCCUGCUCCUCAACUACCGCCGCCGCAGCCGCAGCAACCGCAGCAACCACACCAACCACACCAACCACAGCAAUCACAGCAACAACAACAACAGCCUGUUGCCACCCACGAUGCGCAGCAUACCCCACAGCACGCCGCCCAUGUCCCUUCUCUGCCCCCACCGCCGGCUAACUAUGGCCACGACGAUGCUGGUGCUUCUGGUGCAGCCGCCGCUGCAGCCGAUCAUACCAACAUGAGCUUCAUGCCCAACGCACGAGUCAACGGCUCGCCCAGCCAUCCCAGGCCGUCUCUCGGCGGCGAGGGAACACCGGCCAAGAAGCAAAAGAUCAAGGCUCCCGGCAAUUCCAACCUGCCCGAAAUCCCGCUCCACGACGUCCAUGCCGCGUUCGUUGAGAUGCCUGCGCAAGGUGAUCAAAAGUGCGCCCAGGUGCGCUGCAUCUACUGCAACCAGAUACGGGCUAAGAACACGUCUCGUCAGAGGGAACACCUGAUGGCGUGCGCCGGGUACCAACCUGUGCUCAAGGACAAGAUCCCGGCCAACAACCUCCGCCAUCAGUUUGACGAGGCCGACAUCGCGAGCUCGCUGGUGUUGCCGGUCCCGACGAUCGAUGUUGACUUCCGCAUGAGCAUCCGCGUCAAGCCCAAGCUGAGCAUUGGACCUAACGCGUCGGUCCGUCAAAGCUGGGUUUCGUGUGUAGGCGGGCAGUGGGCGGGUAACUGGGGCAAGGGCAUUUUCCUGCCAGGUGGCCAAGAUAUCCAGCUUGCCCCCAAGGACUCGGCCACGCGCAUCGACUCGACCUACCUCAUGCAGACCAGCGACGAUCAGCCGGCGCUUAUUGUGUGCAAGAUGAGCGGCUGGUUGACUGGCGAGCGUGACGUCAUGGAACGCCUGCAGGAUCCCGUGGCCGCCGACAAUGUUGCGGCCGGUCGCUACCGCCUGCGCGUCACGAUGCAGCUCGAGACGGGCGACGAACGUUACCAAGACCUCAACACUGCCAUGUGGUUGUGUAGCGGAUGCCGCCGUGGCGCAGAGAUCGUUUAUGACGCGUAUCGCGUGAACUGA
Dichotomopilus funicola is the source of this 1329-nucleotide messenger RNA. RefSeq lists its product as uncharacterized. The record is from RefSeq and is a predicted model, not a curated record. The transcript has 4 exons. Lineage: Eukaryota; Fungi; Ascomycota; Sordariomycetes; Sordariales; Chaetomiaceae. Bases 1 to 1329 code for a protein of 442 amino acids.